CAGCUUCCAAACCGCAUGUGCUUACAUUUCUUUGGCAAAACAAUUUUUUCAGCGAAAGUGGUGUUUUGUUAAAUUCUUUCGUUUUUUUGGUGAUAAUUUCAUUAGAAAGUGGAAGCAAUCAUGGACGUCGAUGUUACUGUUGAAACUAUUCCACAAGAUUCGUCUUUGCCAGAGAGCCGCAAGGCGAAAACUCCAAGGAAAUCUGGUGAAAUGAGGAAGGUGUUUAUUCCACGCACACGCAAAACUGCACUCAAAGAACAUUGGAUGAAGAUCUUUACCCCAGUUGUUGAGCAAUUGUCGUUAAUGAUACGAUACAACGUUAAACUCAGCCAGGUGGAAAUAAAGGUAACUGCUGAAACGCCAGACCCAACCUACCUGCAGAAGGCGGCUGACUUUGUGCGUGCCUUUGCACUUGGUUUCGAGGUGGAAGAUGCACUGGCACUGAUCCGAUUGGAUGAUCUGUUCAUCGAAAGCUUCGAUGUAACGGAUGUGAAGGCACUCAAGGGUGAUCACCUUAGCCGUGCGAUCGGACGACUAGCCGGAAAAGGUGGACGAACAAAGUUCACGAUAGAAAACACGACCAAAACUCGCAUCGUACUGCAGGACUCAAAAAUUCACGUCAUGGGCAGCUACAAGUACAUCCAGCAUGCCAAACGAGCCCUCAGCCAUCUGAUUUUGGGGUCGCCAGCCAGCAAGGUGUACGGUAAUUUACGGUCGGUAGCCGCAAAUCAAAAUUCGCAACGGAUGUGAAGAAUGGUAAAUGGCUUUGAAGGACAGCUCUAGGAGAGUCUAGUAAUCUAGUUAUUUAAGAAAGCUGAUAAUUUUCUAUUGUAUGGCUGCAACUAACUGGAGAAAGCUUGCAAAACAUGUAAUAUAGUUUUUGUGACAAGAUAAAGCGAACGAACGGAAAACAGAAAAUAAGGAAUUAAUAAACGGUAAAUGCGGAAAAAUAUGCCCUGUAUGGGUAAAAUCUCGAAUGAACGCUGUACUGAUUAUUCUGCUCUUGGUAAUAAAAAUAAAGCACUUUCAUACUGUUUUGGUUCGUAAGCACCAUGUUUUACGGG
Anopheles moucheti is the source of this 1064-nucleotide messenger RNA. Its product is annotated as RNA-binding protein pno1. NCBI's taxonomy places the organism in Eukaryota, Metazoa, Arthropoda, Insecta, Diptera, Culicidae. Gene Ontology annotation, molecular function: RNA binding. The coding region runs from base 121 to 750 and encodes 209 amino acids. Gene Ontology annotation, cellular component: nucleolus. The transcript has 3 exons. The record is from RefSeq and is a predicted model, not a curated record.